Messenger RNA from Mandrillus leucophaeus (drill), 3462 nucleotides. RefSeq names its product zinc finger, DHHC-type containing 2 (gene ZDHHC2). The record is from RefSeq and is a predicted model, not a curated record. Bases 8 to 976 code for a protein of 322 amino acids. Lineage: Eukaryota; Metazoa; Chordata; Mammalia; Primates; Cercopithecidae. Gene Ontology annotation, biological process: peptidyl-L-cysteine S-palmitoylation; protein targeting to membrane. The transcript is spliced from 12 exons. Gene Ontology annotation, cellular component: endoplasmic reticulum; Golgi apparatus. Gene Ontology annotation, molecular function: protein-cysteine S-palmitoyltransferase activity.
AGUGUCCAUGGAAAACACUGGUGAACAAGUUGUGUGCCUGAUGGCCUAUCAUCUACUUUUUGGAAUGUUUGUCUGGUCAUACUGGAAAACUAUCUUCACAUUACCAAUGAAUCCUUCAAAAGAAUUCCAUCUCUCUUAUGCAGAGAAAGAAUUGUUGGAGAGAGAGCCAAGAGGAGAAGCCCAUCAGGAAGUUCUUAGGCGAGCAGCCAAGGAUCUUCCCAUCUAUACCAGGACCAUGUCUGGAGCCAUCCGAUACUGUGACAGAUGCCAACUUAUAAAACCAGAUCGCUGCCAUCACUGCUCCGUCUGUGAUAAAUGUAUUUUGAAGAUGGAUCAUCAUUGCCCAUGGGUGAACAAUUGUGUUGGAUUUUCAAAUUAUAAGUUCUUUCUCCUUUUCUUGGCUUAUUCUCUGCUCUACUGCCUUUUUAUUGCGGCAACCGAUUUACAGUAUUUUAUCAAAUUUUGGACAAAUGGCCUACCUGAUACUCAAGCCAAGUUCCAUAUUAUGUUUUUAUUCUUUGCUGCAGCUAUGUUUUCUGUCAGCUUGUCUUCUCUGUUUGGCUAUCAUUGUUGGCUAGUCAGCAAAAAUAAAUCUACAUUAGAGGCAUUCAGAAGUCCAGUAUUUCGACAUGGAACAGAUAAGAAUGGAUUCAGCUUGGGUUUCAGUAAAAACAUGCGACAAGUUUUUGGUGAUGAGAAGAAGUACUGGUUGCUACCCAUUUUUUCAAGUCUAGGUGAUGGCUGCUCCUUUCCAACUUGCCUUGUUAACCAGGAUCCUGAACAACCAUCUACUCCCGCAGGGCUGAGUUCCACAGCUAAAAAUUCCGAAAACCAUCAGUUUCCUGCAAAGCCAUUGAGAGAGUCCCAGAGCCACCUUCUUACUGAUUCUCAGUCUUGGACGGAGAGCAGCACAAACCUAGGAAAAUGCAAAGCAGGUAUGAGCAAUCCUGCGUUAACCAUGGAGAAUGAGACUUAACUCUUCAAGCAAGAUAAAUUCAUACUUUACAAAAGUAUCAAUGCCGUAGAUGAUGGAAGAGGCUUCCCACAGGAAGGUGCCACUGGUCAGUUAUGCCUAUAUCCCUUUGGCUGGAAAUGCAGAAUAUGAAUUGAUCAGUUAUCUCCAAGCCAUUGCUUAAAAUAUAACAUGUUUUGGACCCAAUACACACAUUGUUACAACUAAUACAAAUUCCUAUUAAGUAUUAAAAGUAGUUCUGGUUUAUUAAUCAACAGGGAAAACAUCUUCUCCGAAAAACUUGGAAUAAAUUCAAGGACCAGUUUUUACCCAAAUACAUGGGUAGCACAGUUUAUCACAUAGAAAGUCCAUUAAUGAUCUGAUCUUCUGAAUCUGAAAAUGGAGACUAUUAAGAUAUUAAGAUUUCAGAGAUUUCAAGUCACAUAAUGAUAAGCGUUAUUCAUAAAACUUACCUUUAAGAAGGUGGAAGUGGCAAAGCAUACUUCUUUUUGUUCCUCUGGUGUGAAUCCAGCCUCAGACUGAGUGAACUGUGAUAAUUAUGAAAAUUCAUUACAGAGUCCAGGUGGCCUGCAGUUGAAGAUCUUCAGCCAUUUUUGCCUCAGUUAAAUCCAGCCCUUGUUUUCUGCUGGAAAAUGUGUGGACAUUGAAGCUUGAGCUCCCUCUUAAAGCAGUUGGCUGGAAUACUUUUGUCAGAAUACAGUACAUUUCGAUUACAUCAGAAAUAUAUUUUCAUCUCUUCUAAUCUUCUUAAAUUGGGAAAUUUAUAAUAGCAAUUAUGAAGAUUGUUUUAUGACAUUCUUUUGUCAGUUUGGCUUUUAAAAAAUCUCUUUUUAGAUUAUUUCUCCUGUUGAAUAUAGUAAAAAUAUUGAAUUUCUCUUAAGAAUUCCUAAUAGGUCAAUAGAUUUACCCUCCAGUUAUAUCUGUAUUAUUUGUUUCUCAUCUCAUCAAAAUUAUGACAGGUAAACUAUAUUUUUCCUUAAACACCUAUUAAGAUUAAAUUAUGCAAAUCAUCAAAUAAAAAUCAUACAACUUUUGGAAAGUUAGUUCAACAUGAACUAAAAUGGAUGUUGUUUGGAAAUUUAGUUUGAGAUAAACUAAAAUGGUGUGUUUGUUGAUGCCAGAAUGUUCAGCUUCAGUCAAUAUAAUAAGCUCUUGUGCCUUGUAUGCACUAUUUUUAAAAAGUUUUCUUGAGUCCAGUAUAAUUUAUGUAAAUGUUAACAAUUAGAAUAAUACUCUGUAUGUUUUUUUGGUACUGAUUUUGAGAAUUUAAAGCAGAUUACCUUUUAAAACUGGACCAACUAAGUAAUUGGUAUUUAAUCCAAGAGAAAAUGGUGAUAAACUUUUCAAAAUCUUUGUUAAACCAAACAUUCAACACAAAAUAAACUAGAAGGCCAGAGGAUAAUGGAAUAAAGGAUCAUUGCAAUUACUUAUCCUUCCUAAAAGUAUAGUUUUAUAUUAAUUGUGCUUAUGGAGGAAACAAUGUCAGCCAAGUCCAUUUUAUAGUCAGAGUGCAAUUCUUUGAACAGUAGAAAAAUCUGCAGUCUUUUACAGAUUUGUUUUAAGCUAACGAGUUUCAUCUGACAAUCUGCUUCAAGAAAUCUCAGAAAAUAUGAUAACAUUUUAACUUUCAUUUUAGAGCACGUUUUGGUCAUUUUAAAAAAUACCUGAAGUGCCAGACUGGAACCUGUAGCUACUACUAGAAGUCUUAAAACCAACAGCAGCACAGGAUGUAUUAAGAAUUAUAUGAAGUCAGGUUUUUUUUUCAAAGCACAGUACUAUUAGCUGUUUUGGUGGACAGGAUUCGAUUAAGUAUUCCCUCUUGUCAUACUGGAAGCUAGGGGAAAAAGAGGGAUUUUUAUCCUUUACUCUGCUAGAGUACUGUUACGCCCCUUUCCCCCAGUCUUUUCUACAAUUAAAUAUAUGUCAAUGCACAUUAGAAUCAGAUUUGAAAAAGUUAAAACAAUUUCAUUGUUGUAAUUGUUCCCUUUCUGUUUUCAUACAGUGAAUAACCUUUAAAGGGUUGUUUUGUUUUGUUUUGAAUUAUAGGAGUUAUAAUUUUUGGAGAUGCUUGCAUAUCUUAUUAGAUAUGCAAUAUAAAUUUAUCUGAGAGAACAAAGUGCUAAAUAAAUAGAUCUACAUUUUGUACAUAUUUAUAUAAAAUUUACCUUUAAGUAUUUGCUUUAAAAAAUUUAAUGGCUUAACUCGAACUUGAAGACACAUACUUCAACUGUCCUUAUUGUCCAUUAAACUGAUAAUUUUUAUUUUUCUUGUUUUUAUAGAUUUUACUAUAUAGGAAUCAAGAUUUAAGAAAUUUUGCAUUAAAAAUAAUGUACCAAUGCUUCAUAUACAUUAGUUAUUUGCUAUUAUGUAAGGAAGAGGAUUGUUAUUUCAAAGAUAUAUUAACUGUUGCAUCUGAAUACAAUCAUGAUGCAUUCAAGGAAGUUCAUAUCCAUGAAUUCACUCCUAAUAUACCCUAAUAAAGUGGUUGA